Messenger RNA from Klebsormidium nitens, 1873 nucleotides. Lineage: Eukaryota; Viridiplantae; Streptophyta; Klebsormidiophyceae; Klebsormidiales; Klebsormidiaceae. The record is from the annotation of a GenBank genome assembly.
CGCAUUCCCUUGUCCAUUGGCAUCAUUGUCAAAGGUACAGUGGCGUACACAGCUAGUUCCUUGGACGCCACCUCUCCUGACCACGAUGCAGGCCGUCUGCCCCGCCGCCUCUGCCCCCUUCUCCUCUCUUUCCUCCCUCUCCCUCUGCCACACCUCCAACGGGGCCCGCUUCGCCCUUUUGCGCCAAGUCAGCCUCUUCCCUCACCCUAUUCACUUCAGGCGCUCGCCGAUGCCCCCCACCCCUCGAGCACUUUUCAGCGGUCUUAAAAAUGCUGUUUCGGGGGCCCUGAAUCAGAGCACUGCGGGUGGGACCACUGCAACCCCCCCCCCAAUGGUGGAGCAUAACCUCCCCCCCUGGGAGGAUCUGGCGGCGGCGCUUCCGAAGGAGUUGGAGAGCUUGAAAGACAGGGUUCCGUGGGCUAAAGAGAGGCGGUUUGGCCUGGCGGGGGGGAAGGAACCGAGGGUCGUGUUUUACAGGGAUAAUAGCAGCUGGUGUCCGUACUGUGAGCGUGUGUGGCUACAGCUGGAGGAGAAGCAGGUGCCGUAUAAGGUGGAGAAGAUCAACAUGAGGUGCUACGGCCCCAAGCCCGAGUGGUACACGCGCAUGGUUCCCUCUGGUCUGCUGCCAGCUGUCAAGAUCGAUGGCGAGCUGAUCACCGAGUCUAUGGAUAUCAUGCUCCGGCUUGAGCAAGAGUUCCCUGAGCGCUCACUGCUGCCCCCGCCGGGGUCGCAAGAGAGCAAGGCGCUGCAGGGCUUGCUUCGCCUGGAGCGGCAACUCUUCGGCAGCUGGCUGCGCUUCAUUACCAGCGGGUGGGGCGACGCCGGCAACGGGCAGCGCUUCGAGGAGACCAUGGCGGACGUCGACGGGGCGCUGCGGCGCUUUGGCGGGCCGUACUUUCUCGGGAAGGAGUUCUCCAUGAUCGACGCCGUCUACGCCCCCUUUCUGGAGCGCAUCGCCGCGAGCGUGCCCUACUACAAGGGCCUUACCGUGCGCAACAACAAAUGGUCCGCCGUCAAUGGUUGGUACGAUGCUAUGGAUUCCCGGCCCGCGUACCAUGCCAUGAAGUCGGACGACUUCACGCACGUCCACGAUCUACCCCCCCAAAUCGGGGAGUGCUACCACAACGACGCCUCGAAGGAUUAUUGGGCGCUGGUUGACGGAAAGGCCGGCAGUUGGGACUUGCCGUUGAAACCGGAGACUACCGGAUGGGGAUUUGACGAGGGAACUGCGGGGAAGGGCGAGGCCGCGUAUAGUCUGGUUACGAACCACGCUGCCGUGGUUAGGUUCGCGUUGCGGCCGCUGAGAAACGACGCCGAGGCAUACGCCGAGGCGGUAGACGUCGUGUUCAGGUACGUUGCGAAGGCGUUGCUUGAGGGAACGGAAAAGGCGGGGGAGUUGCCGGCGGGUUUGCCUAAGCAAGUGAAGAAAGCGGUGGAGCAUUUGAGGGAUAACGUGGGUGUACCGCGGGAUAUGAGCUACCCGGCGGCACGGCAAUUGCGGGCGCACCUGAACUGGGCUCUCCGCCAAUUGUAAGGUCUGUCCCUACCAAGCAGGUUUGAUUGACAAAAACGCUUUAAUAUAAGCAAUGCGCGCCUAUCCUAUGACAGACCGACAAAGGCAGUGAGACCGGUCAAAGGACUGGUCAAAGGCAUUCUGCUGGUGUUCGAACCCUAGGAUAAGUAAGUAGCACCUUCACCGAACACGAUUUGGCGGAAUACUGUCGAUUACAGUCACCAUGAAGUCCGCCGCGAUGUUUGCAGGUUCUUGCUACGGUACUCCUAUUGUGAUAACAGGGUGGCUCCAAUAGGCUGGAAUCAAUUCAUGACGCUAUGAAGAAAGUCUACUGCGCCCGCUUGUUGAACUUUCGAUGCA